GUUCCGUGCCUCCAUAUGGCUCCUGUGAAGAUCAGCCACGUGGUAUCAUUCUCCUCUCAGGACUCCAGGUACCCCGUGGAAAACCUGCUGGACCUAAAUGAACCAAUAAGGCCUUGGCUCAGCUCCCCUCGAGACCACAGUGGGCAGCUCAAGGUGGAACUGCAACUAGAACGGGCUGUGCCCAUCAGUUACAUUGAUGUGGGGAACUGCGGCUGCGCCUUCCUGCAAGUGGACGUGGGCCGCUCCUCCUGGCCCCCAGGCACGCCUUUUCUGACCCUGCUCCCCAUGGCCACGCUGAUGUCGCCCGCUGACUCCAAGAUGGGGAAGAACCGAGCAGGGGUUCGCAUGUUUAAAGAUGGGGAUUUUCUGGCCUCAGCAGCAAGCGAGAGCUGGGAUAGGCUUCGAGUGACUUGCAGCCAGCCCUUCAACCGUCAACAGUCCUUUGGCCUCAUGUUCCUGCGGGUACGCUCCCUGCUGGAGCCCAGAGAGGAGCCUGAGAGUUCUCAAGCCCCUGACCAGAGCCAGGUGGAGCCCUCCAGCCAAGAGUCUCAAGCCAGCCCUUGGCUUGACAGCCCUGCCAUCCGGAGGACAUUCUUCCCAGAUCCACAGCCGAGCUUGGAGCAGGUGACUGAGCUCAGGAGUCGCCUGCAGCAGCUACAGCCUGGGGCUUUAGGACGCUCAGCUCACAUGGUGCUUUCUGCUGCCUGCCGGGCCCUUCCAUCUACCUCAAAGAGCCGUAGGUGCCACCAAGGAGAAACAUCCCCCAACCCUACAGCCAGCUCAGAUGUCCCUGAGGCCGAGGAGCAGGGGUCAUUGGAGCAGAACUCAAAGAAUGAAUCAAGUAGAACAAAGAGACAGAAACUACAAAACUCAGGGAGAAGGUCUCCAGUCGCCUCACGUCCACGGCAACACAGGAAGGUGAGGCCGGCACGGCAGCCUCCCCAGCCCCCCCAGCCACAGACCAGUAGUGACCAUGGUCAGGAGAGUGGCCGGUGCCCCAUCUGUGCAGGGUCCUUCAGCUUUGAGGUCCUUCCCCUCCAUGCUGCCACCUGUGGAGAGACCCCCCCACCUCAACAAGCCUCACCCUCCUCCUCUUCAUCGUCCUCAUUGUCUCCAUUUUGGACUCAAGCCUCUCCGCACUCUGAGUCCUCUCCAGAGAGCUCACCACCCCCUGCCUGGGUGCAGUGUCCCAUCUGCCAGUACCGCUUCCCAGCGAGGGAGGUGGCAUGGCAUGCCAGCAGGUGUGGGGAGCCUCCUGAGAACCCUUGGACGGGCCUGAACUAGACCUUCAUGCCACGUGCUUUGACUUCCUGCCCACAGCCAUCUUGCUAGACUCCAGGAUGUGGAGGAAGAAGCUACAAGGAAGAGGCGGAGGGGGCUUGCGGCUAGGGGUCCCAGCCUCUCCCCACCCCCACCUUCGUUCCCCUGAUGAUUGUGAGAGAGCCUGAAAUGGCAGAACCCAGGCUUGUAAGAUUGCUGAUAACAUUGGCUCAGCUUCAUUACUAUUCCAGGUUGCCAUGACAGCUGUUGCCAGGGCUCUCCGUUCCCUGCCAGCAGUCCUGCCUCUCUCCCAGGGAUGUCAAUUUAGACUAAUAGAUGAGCAGACCUGGGCUCUGGUGUUCAGCUUUGUGCCCCUCCCUUCUGAUGGCAGAAAAGCCCCUCAGCCUUGCUCCAAAUUUAUUCAAGUAGCAACCAAGGCCAAGUGGAACCAAGGAAUGAUUGGGCGAUCCAGCAGAGCCCUGGAAUAUUAACCCUGUGUUCCCCAUGACAGGACCCUCUUGUCGCAAGGGAGGAUGCAAGUGGUGAUGAUGCUUUUUAUGUAAAAAUCUCACAUUUAACUCCAAGUCCUCUGGUGAGCUGGAAGCCAGAACAAUUCCAGAUGCCCCUUAUUAAUGGUCUGACUGUGACCCUGAUAAGUUGGCAGAUCUCUCCGGUUUCAGUUUGCUCCUUUAUACCUGAGAGAUUUUCAUCUACACUCCUCACUACUUCAGGGUUUUUGCAGGUACCCAGCAAGUUUUUCAGUAAUCCAAAAACUAAUUUGUAAACAAUGGGACAGUCGUCUCCAUGGAGGAAGACUUCCUAGAAACAGCCUCCCUCUCCCUCUCACCCCCAAGGCCUAAUGCAACCAGUGACUGAAGCCAAUGGUGAGUCAGGAAGAAUGAUGAGAGUGGAGAGGCCACAAGGAGGACAGGGAUCAAGGGCUGAUGCAAUGGGGAAACGGUUCAGAUGGAGGGGCAGGGCUGUGCCCCAAGAAAGAGUUCCUUCCCUUCCCCCAGCCCAGAGAGAUUGCCAGCUGGAACAUCAAGCAGCACUGAUGCCUCCAGGAAGGCCUGGAGGGGGAAGUCACAUUCUUGGAGAGAUAGCAAGAUGGAGAGAGGACUUGGGACCAUACUGGAUGGGGACUGAUUGAAAGCAGAACAAGAACCACUGAUGGAAAGUACAGAGACAGAAUUCAAUCUAAUAAAAGGAAAAACACAUUGAA
Molecule: messenger RNA, 2482 nt
Organism: Gracilinanus agilis (Agile Gracile Mouse Opossum)
Lineage: Eukaryota; Metazoa; Chordata; Mammalia; Didelphimorphia; Didelphidae
Gene: XNDC1N
Product: XRCC1 N-terminal domain containing 1, N-terminal like
Exons: 9
Coding region: 16-1284 (422 amino acids)
Biological process (GO): single strand break repair; base-excision repair
Cellular component (GO): nucleus
Molecular function (GO): damaged DNA binding
Source: RefSeq, a predicted model, not a curated record